AUGGCAUUAUUUAAGAGCUUCCAGCAAAGUCUACCCUCCAUGUCUGCAAUGUUGGAUUCGGUGACAGAAAAGGUAGAUGACUUUGCUUAUGCACUGAGUGAUGUCACGUACACGGUGACCGGGGAACUGGCCGAACAGGUCAACACCAUCAUUCACAAAGUUCAGGCCGAGGAGCUGAAGUGGAUUCGUAAGAAAGAGGCAGCAGAGAAGAAAGUUGUAGCACGUCAGGCCCAGGAGAGAGAUCUUUAUCAGGGUAAGGCAGAAAUCCAGGCCCAGGCUUUACCUUACGUAAUGAAGGGCCAAGAGCCACACACUACAGGCAAUGACACUGUUUCAUUACACUCCUCUAAGACUUUCUCUACAGAAAGUGACCUCUCACAAACUCCUGACACUCUUAAUGGAAACAAGUUUAAGUCACAACAACAUGAUGCUUUUUCACCCUCUGUUGAGGGGAAAUUUGGACUCCAAAAAAAUGGCUCCUGUGGUAAAGAAAAAACUGAGUCCACCAGAAUAAAAACAUCUCUUAGGAGCCCAACAGGAGGUGGUGAGAAGAAAAGGUCCUCCAGCAAGAAGGAAAGACAUGCUAAAGAAAAGAGUUAUGUGAAUGCAGACUAUCAUUGUUCAUCGUCAGACAGUGAUGAUGAGGUGAUUGGACAGUACCAGGAGGCAGUGUCUCGGUCACAGGGUCUCCGAGGUGGCUCAGCAGGAGCAAACACACGCCACCAAAAGGGCUAUGGCUGGGACACAAGACAGAAAUACUGCCCCCUAGCGGCUGAGUAUGAUGGCUACAGCAGUGAGGCCUCAGCAGAUGAUGUAAACUGUAUCCAACGAAUGAGACGGACUCCGCCACUGGACGAGCUGCAGCCUCCACCAUAUAUGGACGAAAAUGGUUCACCACGCAUGUCCUGCACACCCUCUGACCUGGAUGAUGCCAAAUGUGACCUUUCCCAUGAGAGCGAGAGCCCCAGACACAGCUAUGGGAAAUGUCCGAGUGAGGUCAGCGGACCACAGGAAACUGAGAGUUUCCUCAACAAGGGCUUUGAAGAAGACGUACCCAGCGACAGCACUGCUGUACUCAGCCCAGAGGAUCUCUCUGCACGUGGCUCAGCUGCUCAUCUUCCCAAAGUUUAUGACCCCGAGCCUCUCGCUCAGUAUGGUACUCUCGAUGUUGUCUUUGACUACGAUUCGUCUGACCAGCGUCUGUCUGUCACAGUAACUGCACUUACGGACAUUCCUCCACUCAAACGCUCGGGGAACAUCUCCUGGCAGGUGCAUCUGGUGCUGCUGCCCACCAAAAAACAGAGGGCAAAAACCAUCAUCCAACGUGACCCCUGUCCUGUCUUCACAGAGACAUUUCACUUCAGCCAUAUCGAGUCAGAAAUGAUCGUGAAUUAUGCCGUUCGGUUCCGUUUGUACAGCGUGCGCAGGAUGAAGAAGGAGAAAGCUCUCGGAGAGAAGGUGUUCUACCUCACCAAACUCAACCUGCAGGGCAAGAUGUCUGUCCCCAUCAUACUGGACCCCUGCUGCAACAUACCAGGCAGUGACUCUCAGGCAAGCGUGUCAGACGUGUCAUGCAGUGAAACAGCCUCUUCGUUCCCGUCUGCAGUUCAAGGCUCAGCUCCAGAGAUCCUGCUGGGGCUUUUGUACAACGCCACUACCGGACGCCUCUCUGUGGAGGUCAUCAAAGGAAGCCACUUCAAAAACCUGGCCGCAAACAAACCUCCCAACGGUUUGUUCUGUUGUCUAAAGCACUUGAUAGGUGGGCAGGUGUACAUAAUUCGAGACACAUAUGUGAAGCUGGCUCUACUGAACUCAGUGGGUCAGGAGAUGUCCAAGUGUAAGACCUCCAUUUGCCGUGGCCAACCCAACCCCACCUACAAGGAGACCUUUGUGUUCCAAGUAGCUCUGUUCCAGCUGUCUGACGUCACACUCAUCUUAUCUGUCUAUAACAAGCGAAGCAUGAAACGGAAGGAGAUGAUUGGCUGGAUCUCUCUGGGGCUGAACAGCUCUGGAGAGGAGGAGCUGACACACUGGACUCAGAUGAAAGAAUCAAAGGGACAACAGGUGUGUCGAUGGCACAGUCUUUUGGAGUCGUAGAACAUUUACAAGUAACGGCAAUGAUGUGUGUAAGGUGAGAAAUGGGGCAGGGGACAGAGAGCAGGUCAGGCCCUCGAACGGCCCCAACAUGACAGAGCUGGCCCCCACUACAGUGCAUUAUGAGAAACGUUAUCUGCUCUCCCUCCGAAUUCAUGGAAAUGGGUUGGAGCAAAUGGUGAGAACAGGGUUAGAGAUAUCACACAUUUAAUGGAGGAAACACAAAUGAGGAAGAGUUUUACAUUUCUUUAGAUUUUUUUGACUCAGUGGUUCUAUUUUUGAGAGAGAGAGAGAGAGAGAGAGAGAGAAUGUAUGUAUGUAUGUAUGUAUGUAUGUAUGUAAGGAUGUAAGGAUCAAUGAUCAGGCCAGAGGUUUAAGUGUAAAUGAUCUGCAGAGAUGAGAUGAGACAAGUAAAAUUGACUUGGCUCAGAUUAUUAUUUGUGUCCUGAGAUUAUAUUUUACUCUGACCUGAAAACAGUGCUAGGGUGCAGUUACUAAUGUAUUGGCUAUAUACAGUAUAUCGACAUUUAACAGAUGCAUCUAUAUGGCUUAAAUGGCUAGUUUCCUCAAUAUGUGGUCAGAUUAUCUAGGACUUUUUUCUAAUACAUGAUUUAGUUAAUUAAGUGACUAUCGGAAGGAAAUCCAUUUUCUGAGUAGAAAUCCUGGCUUCACUUACAGCCUGUCAUCUGGUGUUAUAUUUCAACUAUUUUAUUCCUCUUGUUCUGAAUUUAAUACCUAGCAAUUGGGAACACACCAUAAAAUAGACAGAUAAAAAAAGUUUUUUUCUGUUCUCAAUGUAAGGUUACCCCCAAUAUGUGGGGAACUUUAAAUAUUUUCAUUUUGAAAAAGAAUAUCUAUUCAUAGAAUACACCUAAUAAUAAAAAAAUACAAAUAUUAUGUCAUAAAUAGAUAUUUGAUAACUUGAUACAUGUUAAUAUAAAAUAACUAAACACAUUUGAAAAGGUUUACUGUAUGUCUAAAAAACAUGAAUAUCUUUAAUUUGUGAUUGUUUAUAUCAGGUUACCAACUAAUGGUAUAAACCUUUCUUUAUUAUACAAUUUAAAUAUUACAUAAUCAUAAUAUAAUGCCAGUAAUGCAUAUGCAUAUAUAAAAAUAUGCAGUUAUGAUAUAAAAAUUCAGAACAGAAUUUAAGUCUACGCAGUAUAAAUACCAAUAAAAUCAAGAGUUGAUCCUUAAACCAAAAAAGACCACAAAAAUGGGUAAUUCACAAUCAAAUUAUACAAUAUGACCAAUAUUACUGUUAUUGCCACUAUAAGUCAUCAGUAAUAGAGUAAACUCUCCAAAUAGUUGACUUUGGAAUGUCUAGGACAUUGAGUUGGUAACAGCCCAUGCUGUAUUGGAGUGUAUUGAGUAUAUUGGAGUUAUAACGUCAUUCCUUAUGAAGAACAAUGAGAACAUAUCAUCAGCACUCCCUUGGACUUUAGAGUAAUUUCUGUGACAUUUCUGAAUGGUAAGACCUUUAUGAAACCUGAGCAGUUUCCGUUAAGUGGUGAAAUAAGGCUGCAGUGCUAAUUUAGUUCAUAAUAUGAGUUUAUUUGCCAUAAUUCAACAACAGCUGACUGUUACCACUUAGGGUUAAUCUUUUAUAUAAUAUGUGUGUGAUCUUACGAUCCUGAAUGGUCGAGUUUAGUACCUAUGACCAAAACCACAGUACUGUAACACUAGAGAUGGAAAAUGCCAGUGUUCUGCCUGAAUGUCCAGUAGUGGGCCAGUGGUGCAGGUGUGAAUUCAGUGAAACUGUGAGGGUGUUUUGAAUACAUGAUGGUAAUGAGGCUUCUCAGUGCUUUUGCUCUGUCUUUAAAGUGUCCUAAUCUCUGUGCAGUGAACCUGUGAAAUCUGUCUUCUAGUUUAUUUUCCUUUCUUGAGCGAAGGUCAAACUCACUCAGUGAUUGUUUCGUACUGUAAACGGCACAUAAAUUUAGCUGAUCUAUUUUUGUAUCUAUAUCUGAGAAAAUGGACUAAAAAAAAACACUUUCUUGGUAAAUGUAUGAAGCUCUGUGAGCAGUAUGGAGUUGUAGACUUUGUUCUACUUUCACAGUUCCAAUGACAUUGUUUUCUCUAUGGAUAGAGUUUUAUUUGUGAAUGUCACUCAAUGUGCUUUCAAAAUAUGACAAGAUAAAUGUAAAAAAAAAAAAAAUAAUAAUAAUAAAAAAAACCUUCAACUGUUUUUUUCUUGUUAUAGUCAUGCAGGUGAAAAAGAAACUGAUAGAAAAUAGUAUAAUGUAAGUAUAGAUAGCAGGAAUUAAAGUAAUCUGGGACAAUGGAUAAUUUGGGAACUUUAAGCUCUGUUGUGUACAUUUCUUGCACAUUUGUUAACAUUUCCAUAUUCUAGAUGGGUUGUCAUGUGAUAAAGUCUUAUUUGUUGGUCUGAAGUGUUGGGGUGACAAUCACAGUAAAUUGCAAAAGUCAAAAGUGCAAAAAUGAUGUCUCAGAUUAUCCUAAAGUGUGUGAUGAAAAGAGUGGUGUAGGUUUGGUGUAAUGUUAUAUGCUAUUAUUUCUAUUCUGAGCUAUUAUCAUGUCACCAUUUUAGCUGAUGAUGUGUGAACCAGUUUUUACUCCCUUCGAUUAAAAAAAAAAGAAAAGAAAAAUGUCAAGAACUGCAGGUAGCCCAGCUGUUUGAGCUGGUAUGUUUUGAACUGUAAGUUUACUAUUAAGCACAUAUUAGGGCACAUAAUGGAGUUAUGAAACACAUCUUGUGAAAGAGUCUUAAAGAGCUGGCACUGGACAAAAUCCCCCUUACUGACAUUAAGCAAUCUCACCCUAACUCCACCUCUAUCAGUCCGUCCGAGUUUGACACAAUCACAAUCCCUCAUCUUUCACAAAACACACAGCUUUUUCUGUCAUGUUCUUGGUUUCAUUUUGGCAAACGGAGUAAAAUAGUAUGACGUAAUAAGCACAAUGUUAAAAUGUAAGAUGUUUAAUGCAUUAUGACUAGAAUACAGCUGUCACAAAAUGACAUAGAGCAGCUGUUAUGUCUCUUUUCUGACAGUUUUAUGAGGGGCUUGUUUUACUUUUGUGUCAUGCAGAUAUGACCUCCAAAUUAUUUUCUCACUAUAAUUCAGAAUCUGUCUGUUGCUAACUCAAUUAAAUAAGCUGGUUAUAUGGUGCUGCCAGCCUGCAAUCCAUAAGGCACAUCACACCUUAAAGAUUCUGACCAGCCCAUCUGUAUGGAUUAAGGGUUCUUAUGCCUUGACUAUGGAGCUCUUUAAAAGAGUAGUUCACCCAAAUAUUUUGUGGCCAUUUCUUCCAACUCCAUAUAAUUUUCUUUCUUUCAUGCAACACAAAAUAAGAUGUUAGUCAGAAUGUCUGAGCUGCUCUUUUGCAGAAAGUACGGCCUACAUUUUGGUCUGCUCCUCACACAAGCUAUCAUAUGGCAUCAAAAGACUUGAAAUAUUGCACACGAGUGAUAUGGAUGACUUUAUGGUGCUUUUAUGUGUUAUGGAGCUUGACAGUCAUAAUUAUGAUUCUCUGAUAUUGUGUUAAACGGAUGAAAAAGCCAUACUGGUUUGUAAUGGCGAUGGUGAGUAAAUUAUGAUACAUUUUAAUUUUUAGGUGAGCUAUUAUAUAUAAACAUUGUUCCUGCAAGUAGUAUCACUUUUUAUUUGUUCUAUUUUUGGAUGUUUUGCAAGUAUAUACUAUAGGCAUAAUUAAAAUGUCAUAUAUUUAUGCAGUACAAAUUAUACAGAAAAUAACAGAACAAUGGAGGCAUAGUGACAAAAAGGUUUUUUUCACUGAAGAAAGCAUACAGUUUUCAUUGUAUUUUUUAAAUAAAAUGUUUUCAUAACAUGAAGUUAAAAGAAAGUGCAGUUAAUGUUUUAAAAAAAUUGAAAACCACUGAGCUAGGCAGUAUAAAUCUCUAUCCAUUUUUGUUGCAUGGAAAAGAGCAGCUCUGACAAUUCUACAUUUCCAACAUUUAAGUUUGUGUUUCAUUAAUUAAUAUGGGGAAGGAACUAGAUGAAUGUGAAUUAUGAAAAAUUUCCUUAAACCCACUCUAAGUUCAGAACUCUUUUAAGCCAAAUCCACACACGUAAAUUUUUGGUUGAAAAUGCAUUAAUUUUGCUUCAUUUAUGCCUGUCAUCCACACUGGAACAAGAUUUUCCUCCACCGACCAUGGACAUUUUCGACAACACUCUCUAGUGCAGCACACAGUACUUCGAAGGAAAUCGAUGAUGUUAAAAAAUUCAAAACAAGUUUUCUCAACUGAAAAUGUUAGUGUAGAUACUGUAUAGUCUCAGCCUUAGAUGGCAUGCCCACAGUCCAUGCUCUAACAUCUGAUGCACAUAGCACACAAUAUUGGAAAACGCUUAUUGAAGUUAAUCAGUCCUAAUCUGAUUGGCUGGUUUGAUGGAACAUCCUUGAGCAGAAGCACACAGGACUUUUUAUCAGUCCACCUAGAAAAAGAGUCGUGUUUACAAGCUUCCGCAUUGAUACAAUGAGUGCUUUUGAGGAAAAAAUGAUCACCAGCUUUGCCCAAGUUUGCCAGGUUAGUGAAAAAUAUUUUAAAGCUAUUCAGAGUUUCGUUUAAGGCAUGUUGCAGAAAGUAAAGUGGAAAUCCACGAGCAGAGCUGCAUAUUUUGCUUUGUUUAUUUAGUUUUUUUCUUGAAAUUCUAUGUGAUGAGGUUUUCUGUGCUAUACUUUGACUUUCUACACAUUUUCUGCUAUUUUUCUGUGUGUUUUCUGUUUACCUUCUUUUAUUAUGGCAUCAUAUAUUUAAGAUAACCCCGUCCCUAAACCGCACAUAAUGGCAAAACCGACUGUGAUUGAUUGCUUUACCUGUCAGUUAGAUGGUUGUUCAUGUCUAUGUGGGUGGUUCUUGGCCAAUCUAAGCUGCUAUAUGGUUCAGACCAUUACCUUUUAAGUGAAAGGUCUGGCUAUGCGAGACUGGUGUGGACGUGACCUCAGCUACAAUUCUACAUUUCUAGUUCUAGAACUCUCAAACUUCUUUAGUCUGAACAAACACUGGUAUGCAAAGCAAAUGCUCUGCAGAUUUGAUUUAGGUAUCUUAUGGAUGGUCGUUUCUCAACAGCUUGACAGAUGAAACAGCAUUUUCUCUUAUAAUGUUAAAUGUGUGUGAACGACUCCUACCAGUGCCUGAAAAAGCUCUUUGCUUUCACAGAUCCUCUACCAUAAGGUUUUCAGCUCUGCAGUGGUCUGUGUGAGAGAAGAUAUUGAAAUUUAGACAACAGCGCUGGUCAUUUGAAGAUCAACCCAUCUUAUUCUGAACUCAGUGACAGGGGUUCUGUUUUGUUUACAGAACAAAUAAACACCAGCAUAAAAAUCAUGAGAUGUUUUAGGAUUGAUUGUACAAGAAGCAUAGCACACUUCUUCUGUGCUCUCUCUCUCUCUCUCUCUCUCUCUCUCUCUCUCUCUCUCUCUCUCUCUGUCCCAACAUGAUUCAGGUCCAGCAUGCCAUUGACACCUUCACAAGGUGUGUUCCAACCUUACCAGUUUUAAACAUUUAUAAAUGUUCCGACGAACAUUGUGUAUCUGUUUAUAUUUCCUAUUAUUUUGAUUCUGCUGUUUACUUAUUGUUUUGUUUUAUUCUCAAAAAGCAUUUAAUGAAUUGCCUAUACCCACCGAUUCUGUCGGUGCCUUACUUUUCUCUGGAGAGCUUUUUAUGAUGUUUUUGAAACGUUGUUGCAGCGUUCCUACAGCAAUGUUGUGUCACCUUCUGUAUUCAUACAGUACUUCUGUACAACUGCAGUAAUUUGAUUUGUAAAUUAAUCUUACAAAAUUAUUCAUUAAAAAAGAUACAUUUGUAUGUGAUUCUGUUUUGAAAAGAAACACUUCUGUUAAUUGUCUUUGUCUGCCUGUUUUUAUUUGAUCAGAGAAGAGUGUGAGAUUGUU
Messenger RNA from Myxocyprinus asiaticus (Chinese sucker), 7962 nucleotides. RefSeq names its product synaptotagmin-14-like. Bases 1 to 2097 code for a protein of 698 amino acids. The transcript is spliced from 7 exons. Lineage: Eukaryota; Metazoa; Chordata; Actinopteri; Cypriniformes; Catostomidae. The record is from RefSeq and is a predicted model, not a curated record.